GUCAAUCAGACAAUCAGCCUAAAAAUGAAAAUCUUCAUUGUUUUUGCUCUCAUCUCGAUAAUUUUUGCUGUUAAUGCAGCUGAUCCAAAAGAACAAGAAAAAUUAGCUCAAGAGCAUCUUAAAGAAUGCGGGGCUGUAUUUAAAAUUACUGAUGAAGAAUUAGCUCAACUGAAAGCUGGUAAAAUAAUUAAUGGAAGUGAAACAAUUCGUUGCUUUGUAAAUUGUUUCUUUGAGAAAUCUGGUAUUCUUAAGGAUGAAAAACUUCAAGAAGAAAACGCAAUUUCCAAAUUUUCCAUCAGAGUGGGCGAUAAGGCUAAGGAAAUUGUGAAAACCUGUAGCAAAGAGUCUGGACAAGAUAAGUGUGAAACUGCAUUAAAACUUCAUAAUUGUUUACAUUCAAAUGGUGUUUACUGCUUCAUCUGUGGAGGGGCAAAAAAUUAUACAUUGCCGAAUGUCGCGAUAAAUUUCACAUUAAUCAGUGACUUGGCACACUAUAACCUUAUUAUCGGUGAAAUAACAGAAGAUAAAGCAACUGAAGACCAAAAAUGCUACUUGAACUGUUUUCUAGAAAAACUUGGCAUUCUUAGUCAUGGUGAAUUGCAAGAAGAUGCUCAAGGAUUCAAAGACUAUAUUGGUGAUAAAAGUGCAAAAGAAGCAAUCGAGCGAUGUCGUGAGGAAUUUGGAUUAGAUGCUUUCUUGGAAUUCGCAAUUAUGCAAUUACUCAAAUUUAUACUUAGCAAUGUCAAUAAGCUUAUUCAGUUUGAAUCUUUAAUUGAAUUAAAAAUGAAGUAUCUCAUUUUUAUUAGUUUCAUUAUUGCAAUAUUCAAUGCUGCUAAAGCUGCAUCUACAGAGCAAUCAACAAAAUAUAUUGCCGAAUGUCGGGCUGAAUUUAAAAUAACCGAUGAUGUUAAACAUUACAAUUUGACUACCGGUGCAAUUCCAGAAGCUGAUGCAACUGAAGACAUGAAAUGCUAUUUGAACUGUUUUAUGGAAAAACUUGGUGUUCUUAAGGAUGGCAAAAUUCAAGAAGAUGCUCAGGAAUUCAAAAACUAUGUUGGCGAAGAACAUGCAAACGAAGAAAUUGAAUCUUGUCGCGGUGAAACGGGAUCGAGUAAAUGUGAAACUGCAUUCAAAUUGCAUCAAUGUUUUCUCAAACAUUUCAAUUAUUUAGUUUUACAAGUUUUUUCGUUGAGUGAAUAAAUUUUAUUGAUAAAAUCCUUUU
Messenger RNA from Episyrphus balteatus (marmalade hoverfly), 1222 nucleotides. RefSeq lists its product as uncharacterized. The transcript has 5 exons. Gene Ontology annotation, molecular function: odorant binding. NCBI's taxonomy places the organism in Eukaryota, Metazoa, Arthropoda, Insecta, Diptera, Syrphidae. The record is from RefSeq and is a predicted model, not a curated record. Bases 25 to 1200 code for a protein of 391 amino acids. Gene Ontology annotation, biological process: sensory perception of smell.